Molecule: messenger RNA, 3489 nt
Organism: Enterobius vermicularis (human pinworm)
Lineage: Eukaryota; Metazoa; Nematoda; Chromadorea; Rhabditida; Oxyuridae
Source: the annotation of a GenBank genome assembly
AUGAAACUCCAACCAGUUGACCAACUUGUGCAGUCUAUAUCAACUUACACGAUAAGACCUGUUUGGUCACAUGUUUAUGUUGCUCCCUUUGUUUUCCUGUAUCUAGUCUGGAUAUAUAUUUGGUACAGUGUUUACGGUUUUACAGAGUACUGGGAACUGGGAUGUAUUAUUAUGGCAAUAAUUGGAAUAUUGCAGGAAAAAAGUGUGAAUAAAGCAACUUACGUGAAAGUAGUACCAACUCCUAACAAUGGAUGGGCUGAAUUACUUCCACUUUAUCGUACAGAGUACGCAGACGGGACUGUCAAAACAUGGUUCGAGUUUCAAAAAGUACAUUAUUUAUACGAUAGAGAUCGGAACAUUUUCCGCUCAUUUGAACUCGAUUCGAAUAAACCAAUGUCCUAUUUUCAUGAGUACAAGGGACUGGAAACUGAGAGAGCAAUCACUGACGCGAAGCAAGAAUUAGGAGACAACCAUAUGGUGAUGGUAAUUCCACAGUUUAUGGAACUUUUCAAGGAGCGAGCUACAGCACCAUUCUUCGUAUUUCAGGUCUUCUGUGUUGGUUUAUGGUGUCUUGAGGACAUGUGGUACUAUUCGUUAUUUACUUUGUUUAUGCUUAUGACUUUCGAGGCAACGUUAGUUAAACAGCAGUUGAAGAAUAUGUCAGAAAUAAGGAAUAUGGGUAAUAAACCAUAUCCAGUUUAUGCAUAUAGACAGAAACGUUGGAAUCGCAUCCCAAGUGACGAGUUGUUACCUGGCGAUUUGAUUUCCGUCGGCCGUUCUCAGGAUGAACGAUGUGUUCCCUGUGAUUUACUUUUAUUAAGGGGACAAUGCAUUGUAGAUGAAUCGAUGCUCACUGGUGAAAGCGUUCCACAAAUGAAGGAGUCAAUAGAGGAUGUAGAAAAGACACAGUAUUUCAGUUUUGAGAAUGAUAGUCGAUUGCAUGUUGUUUUCGGUGGGACAAAAAUUGUUCAACAUACAGCUCCAGCAAGAAAUGAAGCGGGUUUGAAGGGACCGGACAGUGGUUGUCUUUUCUUUGUUUUGAGGACUGGGUUCAAUACAAGUCAGGGACGUUUGCUGCGUACCAUUAUGUUUGGUGUAAAGAGAGUAACUGCAAAUAAUCUUGAAACUUUCGCUUUUAUAUUGUUUUUACUUGUUUUCGCUAUUGUGGCUGCAGCGUAUCUCUGGAUUAAAGGCAGUGAGGACGAGUCCCGCAGUAAAUACAAAUUAUUCCUCGAAUGCUCACUUAUUUUAACUAGCGUAAUUCCUCCGGAACUCCCAAUCGAAUUGUCUCUCGCGGUUAACAACUCUUUGUUGGCCUUACAGAAGCUUGGCGUCUUCUGUACAGAGCCUUUCCGGAUUCCAUUCGCUGGAAAGAUUGACGUGUGCUGUUUUGAUAAAACAGGCACACUGACGACAGACAAUCUUGUUGUUGAGGGUGUUGUACUGGCCGAUUCUUAUGACGAAAAUGGAGAGUAUAAACUAACGACUAAUCCAGCAGAAGCUCCUGAUGAAACUAUUCAAGUUUUGGUGGCUUGCCAUGGUCUUGUGCGAUUUGAUGAGGAUUUGGUUGGAGAUCCAUUAGAGAAGGCUUGUUUGACAUGGGCUGAUUGGAAUGUCACAAAAAAUGAUACUGUGAUACCUAAGAAGUCGAAAAUGCAUCCUCUAAAGAUAUUCCAUCGUUUUCACUUUUCUUCUGCAAUGAAAAGGAUGACAGUGGUUGCGGGAUACAUAGUGCCCGGUACUAGCGAGACAAAGCAUAUGGUUGCUGUUAAAGGUGCUCCUGAAGUUCUCGAGCCUAUGUUUUCUUCUGUUCCUGCUAAAUAUAAAGCGAUUUAUCAACACCUUACCCGAAAAGGUGCAAGAGUAUUGGCAUUGGGAGUUAAAGAAGUAGGGACGCUCAGUUAUCAAGAGAUUCGAGAGAAGAAAAGAGAAGAAUUCGAGAAAGAUUUGAAUUUUGCUGGUUUCGUCGUUAUAUCGUGUCCUUUGAAAAAAGAUACAAGAGCUAUGAUAAAGGAGAUUGUUGAGUCUUCACAUACAGUCGUAAUGAUCACUGGUGAUAACCCACUUACUGCUUGUCAUGUUGCCAAAGUAUUGCGCUUUACCAAAAAGAACCUGUCAACGCUAGUUUUAGAUGAACCAAAAGUUCCUGGUGAUCCAUGGGUUUGGGAGUCAGUUGACGGGGAUAUCAUCCUUGACCUUUUACCAAGUUCUAAAGGAGCGAUGACUGAUUUUCUUAAAAACAACGAGUUUUGCUUGACUGGACCUGCUUUCCAGUACCUUUUACAGAGCCAUCAUGCUUUCCUCACUCAAAUUCUACCUUACGUGAAAGUGUUUGCGCGUAUGGCUCCAAAACAGAAGGAACGAAUUAUCAAUGAGUUGAAAGCUCUUGGUUACAUUACUUUGAUGUGUGGUGACGGAACAAACGACGUUGGUGCUUUGAAACAUUCAAACGUUGGAGUUGCUCUGUUGUCACACCCUUUUGAUGCAACGAAGGCUGAAGAAAUGAAGAAGAAGAAGGAGGAGGCUGCAAACGAGUCAGCGGCUGAUAAUCAGACAACAGCAACUGCGGCAUUUCCGGGGGGGAAAACAGUCGGCGGGGUCAGAAAACCUUUCGGGGGCCAUUUUGGACGUCGUGGUGAUGCGCCUGCUGGCGCACGGCCUUCUAGGCAUAUUAAUGCAGCAUCUAAACGCCUUGAACAAAUGAUGAAAGAAAUAGAGGAAGAAGAAAAAGCUCAGGUGGUAAGACUUGGCGAUGCCUCAAUUGCAGCUCCAUUCACGUCAAAAUACACUUCGAUUCAGUCAAUCUGCCACGUCAUUAAGCAGGGAAGGUGUACUUUGGUCACUACUCUUCAAAUGUUUAAGAUUUUGGCUCUUAACGCUUUAGUUCUGGCUUACAGUCAAAGUGUUCUUUAUUUGGAUGGGAUUAAGUUCUCAGACUCACAAGCCACAAUUCAGGGACUUUUACUGGCUGCUUGUUUCUUGUUUAUUUCGCGUUCACGACCUCUGAAAACUUUGGCUCAUCAGCGUCCAGUUCCAAAUAUAUUUAAUGUUUAUACGCUUUUCACAGUUGCUCUUCAGUUUGCAAUUCAUUUCGGAUGCUUAAUUUAUAUUGUUCAACAGGCCCAUAUAAUUGAGCCAAGAGAGAAGGUUGAUUUGGACGCUGAAUUCAAGCCGAACGUAUUAAAUUCUGCAGUUUACGUGAUGUCCAUGGCUUUGCAAGUGUCUACAUUUGCGGUGAACUAUAGGGGUAGGCCCUUUAUGGAGAGUCUUUUUGAAAACAAACCACUGCUCUAUAGCUUAUUCUUUUCUGGUGCAGCAGUUUUUCUUCUUGCUUCUGGAAUGUCGCCAGACCUAACCACUAAGUUUGAGUUAGUGGAGUUUGUGCCACAGUUCCGCAAUGCUUUGGUAGUAUGCGUUGGCAUAGAUCUAGUGGCAUGUUUUGUGAUCGAUCGGAUGCUAAACUUCAUUUUCGGUGAUGCAAGGGCAUAA